CGGCUGGUGUACUCCAUGGACGCGCUGAUGAACAGCCGCUCGCGGGAUCUGUUCAGCAUCGACCCGCGGGCAGGGCUCAUCUCCACCACCCAGCCCCUGGACCGCGAGAGCAUGGACCUGCACUACUUCCGAGUGACGGCCACUGACCACGGGGCGCCGCGGCUCUCCGCCACCACCAUGGUGGCCAUCACUGUGGCUGACCGCAACGACCACGACCCCGUCUUCGAGCAGGGCGAGUACCGGGAGACCAUCCGGGAGAACGUUGAGGAGGGAUACCCCAUUCUGCAGCUGCGGGCUACCGAUGUCGACUCCCUGCCCAAUGCCAACAUCCGCUACCGCUUCAUCAAUGAACGGGCUGCCUACGAUGUCUUUGAGAUUGAUGCCCGCUCUGGCCUCAUCACCACCAGCGGGCCAGUGGACAGGGAGAAGAUGGAGAAGUAUUCCCUGGUGGUGGAAGCCAGCGACCAGGGAAGGGAGCCAGGGCCACGCUCCGCCACUGUCAAGGUCUACAUCACGGUCCUUGAUGAGAAUGACAACAUCCCUCAGUUCAGUGAGAAGCGCUACAUUGUCCAAGUGAGGGAAGACAUACGGCCCCACACCGAGAUCCUGCGCGUCACCGCCACGGACCUGGACAAGGAUAACAAUGCGCUGGUGCACUACAACAUCAUCAGUGGGAACAGUCGGGGCCAAUUCUCCAUUGACAGUGUCACCGGGGAAGUACAGGUGGUGGCCCCCCUGGAUUUUGAGGUGGAGCGGGAGUACGCCCUGAGGAUCCGGGCUCAGGAUGCGGGGCGUCCUCCUCUUUCUAACAACACUGGCAUGGUGAGCAUCCAGGUGGUGGACAUCAAUGACCAUGCCCCCAUUUUUGUCAGCACUCCUUUUCAAAUCUCCGUCCUGGAGAAUGCUCCUCUUGGCCAUUCUGUCAUCCACAUCCAGGCCGUGGAUGCAGACCAUGGUGAGAACUCACGCCUGGAGUACAAACUGACAGGGGUCUCGGCUGACACACCCUUUGUGGUGAACAGUGCCACAGGGUGGAUCACAGUCAGCGGACCCUUGGACCGGGAAUCGGUCGAGCACUAUUUUUUUGGGGUAGAGGCUCGUGACCAUGGCUCUCCAUCUUUAUCCGCCUCGGCCAGCGUCACCGUUACUGUCAUGGAUGUCAACGACAACCGUCCUGAGUUCACUCAGAAGGAAUACUUCAUCCGCCUGAACGAGGAUGCAGCUGUGGGGACCAGCGUCCUCAGCGUCACGGCAGUCGACCGGGAUGUGAAUAGUGCCAUCACAUACCAGAUCACAGGAGGCAACACACGGAACCGCUUCUCCAUCAGCACGCAAGGUGGGCUGGGGCUCAUCACUCUGUCUCUGCCACUGGACUACAAGCAGGAGAGGCGCUACGUGCUCACCGUGACAGCCUCUGAUCGCACCCUGCGUGACAACUGCCACGUUCACAUCAACAUCACCGAUGCCAACACGCACCGGCCUGUGUUCCAGAGUGCCCACUACUCCGUGAGCAUCAACGAGGACCGGCCUGUGGGCAGCACUGUGGUGGUGAUAAGUGCCACGGACGAUGAUGUGGGGGAAAAUGCCCGCAUCACGUACUACCUGGAAGACAGUGUCCCUCAGUUUCGUAUUGAUCCAGACUCUGGGGCCAUCACUCUCCAGGCAGAACUGGACUAUGAGGACCAGGUCACGUACACGUUGGCUAUCACUGCCAAGGACAAUGGGAUCCCCCAGAAAGCAGACACCACAUAUGUUGAAAUCAUGGUGAAUGAUGUUAAUGACAAUGCCCCCCAGUUUGUCAGCCCUCAUUACCAGGGCAUGAUCUCUGAGGACGCACCUCCCUUCACCAGUGUGCUCCAGAUCUCUGCCACCGACCGGGAUGCCCACACCAACGGGCGAGUGCAGUACACUUUCCAGAACGGGGAGGAUGGGGAUGGAGACUUCACCAUAGAGCCCACCUCGGGCAUCAUUCGCACGGUGCGCAGGCUGGACCGCGAGAAUGUUCCCGUCUAUGAACUGACUGCCUACGCUGUGGACAGGGGCAUCCCUCCUCAGCGAACUCCUGUCCACAUCCAGGUUACUGUUCAGGAUGUGAAUGACAAUGCCCCCGUCUUUCCUGCUGAGGAGUUUGAGGUCUUGGUUAAGGAGAACAGCAUUGUAGGCUCUGUGGUGGCCCAAAUCACAGCUGUUGACCCGGAUGAGGGACCCAAUGCCCAGAUCAUGUACCAAAUUGUGGAAGGCAACAUCCCUGAGAUAUUCCAGAUGGACAUCUUUUCUGGGGAGCUCACAGCCUUGAUCGACUUGGAUUAUGAGACAAAACCCGAAUAUGUGAUUGUAGUGCAGGCCACCUCUGCCCCUCUGGUCAGCAGAGCUACAGUCCACAUCAAACUCAUUGACCAGAAUGACAACAGCCCUGUGCUGAAGAACUUCCAAAUCCUGUUCAAUAACUACGUUUCCAAUAAGUCCAACACCUUCCCCUCGGGGGUCAUAGGGAAGGUCCCAGCAUAUGACCCAGAUGCAUCUGACCACCUCUUCUACACCUUUGAGCGGGGAAAUGAACUACACUUGUUGAUUGUAAAUCAAUCGAGUGGGGAGCUGAGACUGAGCCGUAAGCUGGACAACAACCGUCCUCUUGUGGCCUCCAUGCUGGUGACUGUCUCAGACGGGAUCCACAGCGUGACAGCUCAGUGUGUUCUGCGUGUGAUCAUCAUCACGGAGGACAUGCUGGCCAACAGCAUCACGGUGCGCCUGGAGAACAUGUGGCAGGAGCGCUUCCUCUCCCCGCUGCUGUUCUCCUUUCUGGAAGGAGUGGCCACUGUUCUUGCAACGCCCAAGGAGGACAUCUUCAUCUUCAACAUCCAGAAUGACACGGACGUGGGUGGCACGGUCCUCAACGUCAGUUUCUCGGCUCUAGCACCGUGGGGCAGGCGCUACUUCAGCUCGGAGGAGCUGCAGGAGCAGCUGUACAUGAAGCGCAUGGUGCUAACAGGCACCUCCAUGCUGGAGGUGCUGCCCUUCGAUGACAACGUGUGCCUGCGGGAGCCCUGCCAGAACUACAUGAAGUGCAUCUCCGUCCUCAAGUUCGAUAGCUCCGCCCCAUUCAUCGCCUCUCACUCCACCCUCUUUCGGCCCAUCCACCCUAUCGCCGGCCUUCGGUGCCGCUGUCCCCAGGGCUUCACCGGGGACUACUGCGAAACGGAGAUCAACCUGUGCUACUCCAACCCCUGCCUCAACGGGGGGAUCUGCACCCGCAAGGAGGGGGGAUACACCUGUGUCUGCCGGCAGCACUUCAGCGGGGAGAACUGUGAAGUGGACAGCCGGGCGGGGCGGUGCGUGCCCGGCGUGUGCCGCAACGGUGGCACCUGCACCAACAGCGCUGACGGCGGCUUCCGCUGCCAGUGCCCAGCAGGCGGCUUCGAGGCGCCCUUCUGCGAGGUGUCCACACGCUCCUUCCCACCACGGUCCUUCAUCAUGUUCCGGGGCCUGCGCCAGCGCUUCCACCUCACCCUCGCCCUCUCGUUCAGCACUGUGGAGCCCAGCGGCCUCCUGCUCUACAAUGGGCGUUUGAAUGAGAGGCACGACUUCCUGGCAGUGGAGAUCAUCCAGGGGCAGGUCCAGCUGAAAUACUCCACAGGAGAGUCCAGCACGGUAGUGAGCCCCUACCUGCCAGGGGGUGUGAGUGAUGGGCAGUGGCAUACGCUGCAGCUUCGCUACUACAACAAGCCCAAGGUCAGCACCCUGGGGGUGGUGCAGGGCCCCUCCAAGGACAAGGUGGCCAUCCUGACAAUAGAUGAAUGUGAUGCUUCAGUGGCCCUGCAGUUCGGCAGUGAGAUUGGAAACUACUCCUGUGCUGCAGAAGGUGUGCAGACCAGCUCGAAAAAGUCCCUGGACCUCACAGGUCCCUUGCUCCUUGGAGGGGUCCCUAACCUGCCAGAAAACUUCCCCAUCACUCACCGGGACUUUGUGGGAUGCAUGAGAGACCUAUUCAUCGAUAACAAACGCAUCGACCUGGCCUCCUACAUUGCCAACAACGGAACUGCUGCAGGUUGUCAUGCCAAGCACACGUUCUGCGACUCCAGCCCCUGCAAGAAUGGCGGCACCUGCUCUGUCAGCUGGGGGACCUACUCCUGCCUCUGUCCUGUUGGCUUUGGGGGCAAAGACUGCCGCCAUGCCAUGCACCAUGCCCACUAUUUUCAGGGCAACAGUGUCCUGACCUGGGACUUCAAGGCAGAUGUGAAGAUCUCGGUGCCAUGGUACCUGGGGCUGGCGUUUCGGACACGCCAGCAGGAUGGGGUGCUUCUGCAGGCCCAUGCAGGCCAGUACACCACCCUGCUCUGCCAGCUGGCUGGGGGCCUGCUCUCCUUCAUGGUGAGCAGGGGGUCAGGGCGCAGCACCAGCCUCCUCCUGGACCAGCUGCAGCUCAGUGAUGGGAAAUGGCAUGACCUCCAGCUGGAGCUGCGGGAUGUCCACAGUGGGCGAGACUCACGCUACGUCAUCACCCUUACCCUGGACUUUGGGCUCUACCAGGACACACUCGUUGUGGGAAAUGAGCUGCAUGGCCUGAAGGUGAAACACCUGCAUGUGGGGGGAGUCCUGGGCUCUGGUGAGGUGCAGAAUGGCCUGAGGGGCUGCAUACAGGGGGUGCGACUGGGUGACAGCGUCACCGGGAUCGUGCUGCCCAAGCCUAACCAUGCCCUGCGGGUGGAGGCUGGCUGCAGUGUACCAAGCCCCUGUGACUCCAACCCCUGCCCAGCCAACAGCGUCUGCAAGGAUGAGUGGCAGAGCUACUCCUGUGUCUGCCAGCCAGGGUACUACGGAGGGGACUGUGUGGAUGUGUGUCAUCUCAACCCCUGCAAGAACAAGUCGGUGUGCCGCCGCAAGCCAGGCUCACGCCUGGGCUACGUGUGCGAGUGCACUGGGAACUUCUUUGGGCAGUACUGCGAGCAUAGGAUAGACCAGCAGUGUCCGAAGGGCUGGUGGGGAAACCCCACCUGUGGGCCCUGUAACUGUGAUGUGAACAAGGGCUUUGACCCCGACUGCAAUAAAACCAACGGGCAGUGCCACUGCAAGGACUUCCACUACCGGCCCAGAGGCAGUGACACCUGCCUGCCCUGUGACUGCUACCCAGUGGGCUCCACCUCGCGCUCCUGUGACAGGGAGACCGGCCGGUGCCACUGCCGGCCUGGGGUCAUUGGCCGCCAAUGCAACAGCUGUGACAGCCCUUUUGCUGAGGUGACGCCCAGUGGCUGCGAGGUGCUCUAUGAUGGCUGCCCCAAAAGCCUGAAGGCAGGUGUGUGGUGGCCCCAGACCAAGUUUGGCUUCUCGGCUGCAGUGCUGUGUCCCAAAGGCUCCUUGGGUGCAGCCAUCAGACACUGUGAUGAGGAGAAGGGCUGGCUGGAACCAGAUCUCUUCAACUGCACUUCACCUGCCUUCAAGGAGCUGUCCGUGCUGCUAGAGGGCUUGGAGAGGAACAAGACUGAGCUCAACACAAUUGAAGCCAAGAAGCUGGCGCACCGGCUGCGGGCUGUGACAGACCACAUGGAGCACUACUUUGGCAAUGACGUGCACAUUGCUUUCCGCCUGCUGUCCCACCUCAUGGCCUUCGAGAGCCAGCAGCGUGGCUUUGGCCUGACAGCUACACAGGAUGCCCACUUCAAUGAGAACCUGCUGCGAGCAGGCAGCUCUGUGCUGGCACCUGAGAACCGGGAGCACUGGGCCAUGCUGCCACAUGGGGAGCACGGCAGCGCCAGCCUCAUGGAGCAGCUGCGGGACUACUCGGGCACAUUGGCCAGCAACAUGAAGCUCACCUACCUCAACCCUGUCGGUGUUGUCACCCCCAACAUCAUGCUGAGCAUCGAUCGCAUGGAGAACCACUCCCACAUCCGCCGGCGCUACCCUCGCUACCACAGCAGCCUCUUCCGGGGCCAGCCCGCCUGGGAUCCCCACACCCAUGUUGUGCUGCCACUGUCAGUGCUGAGCCCUCCGAAAGCUGAAGCAGUGCCCACGCUGGCUGGGGAUGAAGGGAACUACACUAUGGAGAGCUCCUCCCCGAGGCAGGCGCUGCCAGAGCCUGAGCCCACUCUUACUGUGGUCAUCCUCAUCAUGUACCGCACCCUUGGGGGGCUGCUGCCUGCACGCUACCAAGUGGAUCGCCGCAGUGUCAGGCUCCCCAAGAAUCCUGUGAUGAACUCCCCCAUUGUGAGUGUGUCUGUGUUCAGCAAUCACACAUUCCUGCAAGGACCCCUGGACACUCCUCUUGUGCUGGAAUUUUACCUGCUGGAGACAGCCAACAGGAGCAAACCACUCUGUGUCCAGUGGAACCACUCCAACCCCCCUGGAAUGACCAACCCCUCUGGCUUCUGGACAGCCAGGGACUGCGAGCUCGUGUACCGAAACACCACCCAUGUUCACUGCCAGUGCUCCCAGUUUGGCACCUUUGGGGUUUUGAUGGACAGCUCACACCGAGAGCAACUGGAGGGUGAUCUGGAGACAUUGGCAAUUGUCACCUAUUCCUUGGUGUCUCUCUCCUUGGUGUCUCUGCUGCUGACCUUCUCCUUUCUGACCUGCCUCAAAGGCCUCAAGUCCAACACACGUGGCAUCCACUCCAACAUAUCAGUCACCCUCUUCUUCUCUGAGCUGCUCUUUCUCCUGGGUAUCAACCGCACUGAGAACCAGUUUCUGUGCACUGUGAUUGCCAUCCUCCUCCACUGCUUCUUCCUCUCCACCUUUGCCUGGCUCUUCGUCCAGGGCCUCCACAUCUACCGCAUGCAGACUGAAGCCCGCAACAUCAACUUCGGGGCCAUGCGCUUCUACUAUGCCAUCGGCUGGGGAGUGCCUGCCAUCAUCACUGGGCUGGCCGUUGGCCUGGAUCCUGAGGGCUACGGGAACCCCGACUUCUGCUGGAUUUCCAUUCAUGAUAAGCUGGUCUGGAGCUUUGCAGGCCCCAUUACUGUCGUCAUUGUGAUGAAUGGGGUCAUGUUCCUGCUUGUGGCCAAGAUGUCCUGUUCCCCAGGCCAAAAGGAGACCAAGAAGAAAUCAGUUCUCAUGACGUUACGGAGCUCCUUUGUUCUGCUUCUAGUAAUUAGCACAACCUGGCUCUUUGGCCUCUUGGCUGUCAACAACAGCGUCCUGGCUUUCCACUACUUCUACACUGUCCUCUGCAGCCUCCAGGGCCUGGCAGUGCUGGUCCUGUUCUGUGUACUGAAUGAGGAAGUGUGGGAGGCAUGGAAGCUGGCCUGCCUCAGCAAGAAGGGGCAGAGCGAGGAGGCCACGAGGAGCACACAGGGCCCCAAUGCCUACAACAACACAGCACUGUUUGAGGAGAGUGGGCUCAUCCGCAUCACCUUGGGGGCCUCCACAGUGUCCUCGGUGAGCAGCGUGCGCUCUGCCCGCACCCACUCCAGCCAGCGAGCUUACCUCAGAGACAACGUGGCAGCACGUCAGGGCUCAGCCCUGGAUCACAGCCUGUUGGCUCACGCCGGCCCCACGGACAUCGACAUGGCAAUGUUCCACCGUGAUGCUGGGGGAGACCAGGACUCGGACUCGGACAGUGACCUGUCUCUGGAUGAAGAGCGCAGCCUCUCCAUCCCCUCCUCAGAGAGCGAGGAGAACGUGCGCCUGCGGGGCCGCUUCCAGCGCCAGCUCAAGCGGGCAGCACACAGCGAGCGCCUCCUCACUAACCCUGCCAACACCACUCCCAAAGAUGUGGAUGGCAAUGACCUCAUGUCAUACUGGCCAGCUCUGGGCGAGUGUGAGGUUCACCCCUGCUCCCUGCAGAAGUGGGGCUCUGAGCGGAAGCUGGGAUUUGACGUCAGUAAGGAUGCAGCCAACAAUAAUCAGCCAGACCUGGCUUUGACCAGUGGGGAUGAGAACUCCCUCACCCAGACCCAACGGCAGAGAAAAGGGAUUUUGAAGAACCGCCUCCAGUACCCUCCAACUCUCCAGGGCUUGCCAUCCGUUGGCAGGAUGACCAAUGAGCUGACGUGGUACAAGACGUCCACUCUGGGUCACAGGGCUGUCCCUGCUGCCUCCUAUGGCAGGAUCUACUCUGGGGCUGGCAGUCUGUCGCAGCCAGCCAGCCGGUACUCAUCCCGGGAGCAGCUUGACAUGCUGAUGAGGAGACAGAUGUCCCGCGAGCAGCUGAGCAGGCACAAUUCAGGAGAAUGCUUGGAAGUUGUUCCCAGUCUGCAUGGUCAGAGAGAUCAUGGGAACACGCUGCCCCGGAGGCAGGGCUCCAGAGACUGCCUUGACACGUUACCCUGCAGAUUUGGAUCAAGAGAGCAGCUGGACUGUGGGCCAGUAAGAGAAGUCUCUAGAGAGUGGCUAAACACAUUGCCAAGUAGGCAAGUAUCCAGAGACCGAAUAGACAUGUUGCCAAGUCGAGAUGCUUCUCGAGAGCAAUUGGAUUUGCUUUCUAGAAAACAGCCUUCAAGGGACCUGCUAGCAUCCGCUAGACAAGCUUCAAGGGAGCAGCUGGACUUUUUGUCCAGAAGAUCUAAUUCCAGAGAGCCUCUGGACACGGUGCCUAGCAGGCAGCCCUCGCAGGACAGCCUGGGGAGUCUCUCUCGGAGGCAGCUAUCUAGGGAAAGCCUAGAACCGCUGUCAAGGAGACAGCCUUCUAGGGAGAACCUGGAGGCCAUUCCCAGCCAACAUCCUUCCACUGAACAGUUAGAUAUCCUUUCUUCCAUCCUUGCUUCUUUUAACUCUUCUGUCCUGUCCUCGGUGCAAUCUUCCAGCACACCUUCAGGCCCCCAGACCACCGCCACCCCCUCUGCCAUGCAGACCUCAACGCCCUCUGCAGUGUGUCCCUCAACACCUCACUCUGCCACCUCCCACAGCAUUUCAGAGCUGUCACCAGACUCAGAACUCAUGAGAAACGAUGGCCAUUCCUGAGGAGCCGAAACUGAUCCCAAGAGAGAUGGAAGAAGCAGGGCCCUUCACCAGGCACUGCCAGCUGAGGUUUGGUAUCCCCAUGGAGCAGGGGCCAGAACUGAUGGUUAUCAGAGGCCCAGAGCCAACCGUGCUUUCCCCUGCCCUGUGGGCUAAGGGGCCAGCAGCCCACACUACCCACUGCCAGGAGCCUCCAGGCUCCCUGCUGCCAGCAUGCUCUCCAUCACCUGCCUGGUGUGACAGGUAGUAUUGGGCGAGGGUGACAUCUCUGAUCCCCUGGGGCCAAGCUCUUUCUCUGCGAGCUGUUUGUGUGUGAG
Cinclus cinclus is the source of this 9206-nucleotide messenger RNA. It is a transcript of the gene CELSR3, whose product is annotated as cadherin EGF LAG seven-pass G-type receptor 3. The record is from RefSeq and is a predicted model, not a curated record. The coding region runs from base 16 to 8892 and encodes 2958 amino acids. Gene Ontology annotation, molecular function: calcium ion binding; G protein-coupled receptor activity. Gene Ontology annotation, biological process: cell surface receptor signaling pathway; G protein-coupled receptor signaling pathway; homophilic cell-cell adhesion. Lineage: Eukaryota; Metazoa; Chordata; Aves; Passeriformes; Cinclidae. The transcript is spliced from 37 exons. Gene Ontology annotation, cellular component: plasma membrane.